GAUUUCAAUAUGACAAAUCGUGUGUGGUACGGUGCGGCGCUUUUGUUUUGUGCUACAAAUAUAAUGGCUGCUGAUAUACUGAUGGUCACAAUGGGCGGUACGAAAUCACAUAAAAUACCAUUUUGGGAGUUGGCGAAAGGACUGAUACACAGAGGUCACAAUAUCACAUUUCUUAACGGUUUCCCGUCCGAUUUUCAUAUAAACGGCUUGCAUGAAAUUACACCUUCUGGACUAGUUGAGUAUAUACAGAAUUAUACAAAUUGGGAUUUACUGGGAUCACGCAUGACGGGAGAGAUGCCAUUAUCUUUUUGGGAUGCCUUCCGAUAUGCAUUUCAGUCCUGCGAUGCCAUGCUCGAAGACGCUGAAACCAAAGAGCUCAUGAAUCGCAACUUCGAUUUAGCCAUCUUGGAUGGCGCAUUUCCCGAAUGCGCGCUCGGCAUAGUCUAUCACUACAAAAUACCAUUUAUGUACAUGAAUACGGUGGGCUUCUACACCGGCAGUCUAGCGAAGUCUGGCAGUCCUGCUUCGUAUGCGAUAACGCCGAAUUUCUACACAAGCUUCACAGAUACAAUGAAUCUCAUACAACGCGCUGCGAACACAGGCAUACAAGUGUUUCAGGAUAUUAUGCAUAGGUUUGUUAUGGCGAUGGUGUAUCGUGUGUUGCGCGUGCACAUUGGCACCCACAUACCGCAUCCAUAUGACAUUUCGAAAAACGUCAGUUUCAUAUUACAAAAUGGCCACGCUGUUGUCUCAUAUCCACGCGCGCUCAAUCCAAAUGUCGCCGAGAUCGCUUGCAUACAUUGUAAGCCAGCCAAACCACUGCCGAAAGAUCUUGAAGAAUUCAUCGCAUCGGCUGGUGAAUCUGGUUUCAUUUACGUGUCCAUGGGCUCCUCAGUGAAGGCUGCCAACAUGCCCGCGUCACUACGUCGCUUAUUGGUGAAAACAUUUGCCCGCCUGCCAUAUCAUGUGCUUUGGAAGUACGAAGGCGAUGCCGCGGAAAUGCUUAAUUUGACGCCAAAUGUGCGUCUAAGUCGCUGGUUGCCACAGCAGGACAUUUUGGGUCAUCACAAGCUGCGCGCCUUCGUUACACAUGGCGGUUUGCUAAGCAUGUUCGAGACGGUGUACCACGGCGUACCUGUCGUGACGAUGCCAGUUUUUUGUGAUCAUGAUGUUAACUCGGCCAAAGCGGAGGUCGACGGUUACGCCAUUAAGUUGCAGUUGGAGACAUUGACAGCCAGUCAGCUGUACAAGGCGAUUAUGAAGGUCAUACAUGAUCCACAGUACAGAAAGGCGGCGAGAUUCCGACAAAAGUUGCUGACAGAUCAGCGUACUACUCCCCUGGAGACGUCCAUAUAUUGGACCGAAUAUGUGUUGCGUCACAAAGGAGCCUACCAUCUGCAAUCGCCAGCCAGAAAUCUGAGUUGGAUCCAAUACUAUCUUGUCGAUGUAGUCGCACUUUAUGCGGGCGCCAUCUAUCUAAUCUAUUACCUGCUAAAACGCUUGCUCUCUCGUCCCGAAGUUAUACACCAUAGCAUACCCACGGCUAAUCAAAAAGUCAAAAAGAUCAACUGAUAAAGCACAAAAUGGAAUACAUAAAUAUUUAUGUAAUAUUUGGUGAUAUCUAUUGGCUAAAUGCAUGUUUGCUUCAAUUUCGCCACUCUCAAAUAUACAUCCUCCUGCUCUACAAUUUCCGAAGUGCUCACAGUUCUAAUCCCUUGUGUACAGUGUGUAUGAAAAUAUUUUAGACUUUUUCUGUUGUUUAGAAAAAGUUGUUGUAAAUAUUGUAGCUACAAAAUCAUAUUUAAUUUAUUUUUAAUAUUGUGUGGAAACAAAAUUUUGGCAAAGAAUUAAAAAGAAAAGUACAUUUGUAUCAUCGCUGCCGAAAUUUUUAACUUAAUUCUGUAAUUAGAUAAGUCUAUCAAUGUGUUAUUGCUGUAAUUAUCAUGAUUAAAGUUAUUUUCAUUGUAUUUUGUUUAUGAGCCUUGUAUUUAAUUAUAAGUUAAUACAUAUGUACAUGUAGU
This is a messenger RNA of Rhagoletis pomonella (apple maggot), 2021 nucleotides long. RefSeq names its product 2-hydroxyacylsphingosine 1-beta-galactosyltransferase (gene Ugt50B3). NCBI's taxonomy places the organism in Eukaryota, Metazoa, Arthropoda, Insecta, Diptera, Tephritidae. The record is from RefSeq and is a predicted model, not a curated record. Bases 10 to 1572 code for a protein of 520 amino acids. The transcript has 6 exons. Gene Ontology annotation, molecular function: UDP-glycosyltransferase activity.